AUGUCUCCUCAACCAACUCCCACUAUCCUCAGAACCUAUGAGGCUUGGAUGCGUCGUGAGAGUGAGGGUGUCAGCUUUUCUGACUGGAUCGCUGACGCGAUGUCUCGCUCGAUUGAAUCGAUGCACUUCAACUACGCUCAUGAUGGCCCAGCUGGACCCAGGUAUGUGACUACCACUCCAGUGUCUUACAAGGCAAGUGGAUCGUCACAGUUUAAUCGUGCUGAGAUCAGUGCAACAUACCCUUGUAGAGCUGUGCCUGCUAAUGCUGAAGGGCUCAUCCGCACGCAAAUUAAUUUUGUGAGGAUGGGCACAAACACAAAUCAGGCGCGCACUCGUGUUGUCUCGACUCCCGAGAGUAUCACCCAGUGUGGUUAUGGUGGUGUGGUCACUACUGCAGCAGGCGUGUUGAUGGAGCCAUCUAGGCAACAGGUUAUUAUGCAAGCUGAGUCUCUAUUACGCUCCAUUCGCAGUUCUACCGCACCUUCAACUGUGGCAAUUUGGGCAAUGGUGUGUCACAAUUAUUGCAUACUUGAUUCUCUUGAUGAGAAUUGGAAUUACAAUGGCGCGGCUGCCGACUUUGAUCCUGUGAUGUCAGCUUCUGGCUGUAUUCAGGGGAUAAUUGCACAGGUGGCUAAUGGGGCUGAUCGCCUACUAGUCAUUGAGAUGACGAUGCGUGAUUGGAGAGAAAUAGCAUGGGUGAUUUUCGCCGAGGCCCGCAGUGUUCAUCAUAUGGUCUCCGGCCUACUGAGAUACCUCCAGGACUACUCGUACGUGGGGAACCUUGGGCUGACGCGAUGCAACCAGAAGACUUUGUGGAGCCAAAUGAGGAGGAGAUUGCAGGGGCGCUAA
Perkinsus marinus ATCC 50983 is the source of this 849-nucleotide messenger RNA. RefSeq lists its product as hypothetical. NCBI's taxonomy places the organism in Eukaryota, Perkinsozoa, Perkinsida, Perkinsidae. The transcript has 3 exons. Bases 1 to 849 code for a protein of 282 amino acids. The record is from RefSeq and is a predicted model, not a curated record.